This is a messenger RNA of Galeopterus variegatus (Sunda flying lemur), 2724 nucleotides long. It is a transcript of the gene SLC4A1AP, whose product is annotated as solute carrier family 4 (anion exchanger), member 1, adaptor protein. The record is from RefSeq and is a predicted model, not a curated record. Gene Ontology annotation, molecular function: protein binding; mRNA binding. NCBI's taxonomy places the organism in Eukaryota, Metazoa, Chordata, Mammalia, Dermoptera, Cynocephalidae. The transcript has 14 exons. Bases 164 to 2422 code for a protein of 752 amino acids.
GUGUUACCCAUCACUUCACACGCUCUGGGUCGUGAAGAAACAACUUUACCAUCGCUUCCCAAAGAUGUCGCUGGGAGUUAGGGAGAGGGAGACGCGGAGAGGAACGUAGAGACCAAAGGGUGCAGUUUCGUAGGAACAGAUUUCGAGACCGCACGGCCUGAAGAUGGCUGAGGUUCCCUCUCAGUCAGAGCGGUCUGCCUCCCACGAACCCAGUGGCGACUUCAAGAAGCCAGCCCUGCCGGUGCCCCCGUCUGUGCGGGGUAAAGUCCGGGCCACCAGUCCCUCAAACCCUGAGGAAGUGAAGAAGGAACGGCCUACGGCGCUGCUGGACCCGGAUUCCCUGGAACCCGAAGUCCCGCCGCCUGGGCCGGACAGCGAGGAGACUAGUUCACAGGAGAAGCAGCCGUGUUCCCAAACAGCGGGUUCCUCCGCUGGCGAGCCGGCCCGGGCUCCCCCCUACCGAGAGCCGCCAUGGGGCGGCCCGGCCACGGCCUCCUACAGUCUAGAGACUCUGAAAGGCGGCACCAUCCUUGGCACCCGUAGCUUAAAAGGGACGAGUUGCUGCCUUUUCGGGAGGCUGUCUAGCUGCGAUCUGUGCCUGGAGCACCCUUCGGUGUCUCGGUACCACGCCGUGCUGCAGCACAGGGCGUCCGGCCCCGACGGAGAAUGCGAAGGCCAGGCGCCGGGCUUCUACCUCUACGAUCUGGGAAGCACGCAUGGCACUUUUCUCAACAAAACUCGAAUCCCACCCCGGACCUAUUGUCGGGUCCAUGUCGGGCAUGUUCUUCGCUUUGGAGGCAGCACCCGGCUCUUUAUCCUGCAGGGACCAGAGGAGGACAGAGAGGCAGAAUCCGAGUUAACAGUAACGCAGUUGAAGGAUUUGCGCAAGCAGCAACAAAUGUUAGAGAAGAAGAUGCUAGGAGAAGACUCAGAUGAAGAAGAGCAAAUGGAUACCACUGAAAGGAAGAGAAAUACUAGUAGCCAAGAUGAUGAGAUGGGUUGCACCUGGGGAAUGGGAGAAGAUGCUGUAGAGGAUGAGGCUGAAGAGAACCCCAUCGUCUUAGAGUUUCAGCAGGAAAGGGAGGCCUUUUACAUAAAGGAUCCAAAAAAGGCUCUCCAAGGUUUUUUUGACCGAGAAGGAGAAGAAUUAGAAUAUGAAUUUGAUGAACAGGGGCAUAGUACUUGGCUGUGCAGGGUGAGAUUACCUGUGGAUGAUUCAACUGGGAAACAACUCAUGGCUGAGGCCAUUCACUCAGGAAAGAAAAAAGAAGCAAUGAUCCAGUGCUCACUGGAAGCUUGCCGGAUCCUUGACACUUUAGGAUUGCUGCGGCAGGAAGCAGGUCAGUAUAUGGGAAUCCUUUUUUUCUUUAAAAAAAAAAAAAAAAAAGAGGGCUGGCUGGUUAGCGCUUUUGAUAGUCGAGAGGAAUCAAAGGAAUUUGGAGGAGUAUGGAGUGGUAAUAGUCUGAAACACUAUAUCCUUCCUGAAAUUAUCAUAAGGGUAAAAGAAGAAAAACAUUUGCUAACCCUGUUGAUUUGGGUGUUACAGGUUGCAAAGUUAAAUGAUGCUGAAAGGGAACUCUCUGAAAUUUCUGAGAGGCUAAAAGCCUCAAGCAAAGCUCUAUCAGAGUCACCAUCUCAGGAUUCUUUAGAUGCAUUCAUGUCAGAAAUGAAAUCAGGGAGUGCAUUAGAUGGUGUGUCCCGGAAGAAACUUCACCUGAGAACUUUUGAACUAAGGAAAGAACAACAGAGACUUAAAGGGUUAAUAAAAAUUGUAAAGCCAGCAGAGAUUCCAGAACUAAAAAAGACCGAAAGUCAGACUACAGAUGCAGAAAACAAAGCUAAAAAGCUUACAUUGCCUCUUUUUGGUGCCAUGAAAGGAGGAAGCAAAUUCAAACUAAAAACUGGAACAGUAGGGAAGUUACCCCCUAAGCGUCCAGAACUCCCUCCAACUCUAAUGAGGAUGAAGGAUGAGCCUGAAGUAGAGGAAGAGGAGGAAGAGGAAGAGGAAGAAGAGAAAGAAAAGGAGGAGCAUGAAAAGAAAAAAAUGCAGGAUGGAAGCAGUAGGCUGAAGCAGGAAAUAGAGCCAGAUGCAGCAGUGCAGGAAACAAGUCCUCCCACAGAUCUCACAUGUGCUAAAGACACAAAAAAACGUGAAAACAUGUCUCAACUCAGCCAGGUGGAACAAAAUAAUCAAGAGAUUAGCAAAACAACUUCAUCACGCAAGGAACCCUCAGCAUCAAAGAAUGAAUAUGAGAAAAGCAGAGAUGAAUUGAAAAAAAAGAAAGCUUCUGGUCCAUGCAAACUUCUGCCAACACUUUCUUCCAAAUAUCCUGAAGAUGACCCGGACUACUGUGUAUGGGUCCCACCUGAAGGCCAAAGUGGAGAUGGCAGAACCCACCUUAACGACAAGUAUGGCUAUUGAUUCCUUCAGAAUCCCAAAGGAAGACCUGUGGACCAUGCAACAUGGGAUAUUUGGGAUAAUAUUAUCUAGUCAAAUGGCCAGAGAAGUUCAGAUGAUUGUUUGUAAACUCUGGUGACUGGCCUUUUCUUCUGUACUCUUAGCUUCCAAAAUUUAUCGGCCCAUCUGAGUCUCCUGAAUUUGGUAUUUAUGUUUAUAAGUGUUUGUUUAUGUAUGUAAAAAGGGAACCAUAUAUUUUGGGAGUUAGUAAAGUUAAGAGACAUGACCCUAUUAAAGUGAGAAGACAAAGAUGUUCCUAAUGUUGA